Molecule: messenger RNA, 2524 nt
Organism: Rhea pennata
Lineage: Eukaryota; Metazoa; Chordata; Aves; Rheiformes; Rheidae
Gene: CHP1
Product: calcineurin like EF-hand protein 1
Exons: 7
Coding region: 95-682 (195 amino acids)
Biological process (GO): positive regulation of sodium:proton antiporter activity
Cellular component (GO): plasma membrane
Molecular function (GO): calcium ion binding
Source: RefSeq, a predicted model, not a curated record
CCGCAGCGCCGCCGCCGCCGCCGCCGCGCACUGCUGCGCGCCUCUGCCUGGCGCGGCGCAGCGUGCCGUGCCGUGCCGUGCCCGUGAGGUGGCCAUGGGGUCCCGGGCGUCCACGCUGCUGCGGGACGAGGAGAUCGAGGAGAUCAAGAAGGAGACGGGCUUCUCCCACAGUCAAAUCACUCGCUUGUACAGUCGCUUCACCAGCCUGGACAAAGGAGAAAAUGGCACUCUUAGCCGUGAAGACUUUCAGCGGAUUCCAGAGCUUGCCAUCAAUCCACUGGGAGACAGGAUUAUCAAUGCCUUUUUUCCAGAGGGAGAGGACCAAGUAAAUUUCCGUGGAUUCAUGAGGACUCUGGCCCACUUCCGACCCAUAGAAGAUAAUGAAAAGAGCAAAGACCAGAAUGGACCAGAACCACUGAACAGCCGAAGUAACAAGCUCCACUUUGCUUUUCGAUUAUAUGAUCUAGACAAAGAUGACAAGAUUUCCAGGGAUGAGCUUCUUCAGGUUUUACGGAUGAUGGUUGGUGUAAACAUUUCAGAUGAGCAGCUGGGCAGCAUUGCUGACAGGACAAUCCAGGAAGCUGAUCAAGAUGGGGACAGUGCCAUCUCCUUUGCAGAGUUUGUAAAGGUUUUGGAGAAGGUGGAUGUAGAGCAGAAAAUGAGUAUUCGAUUUCUUCACUGAUGGAUGGAGAACUGAUUCCUUUCUACCCCUAAUAGAUAAGGAAUAGAACAUUUUCUCCCUACCACCUUUCCCUAGACCAUUGCUACUGGUGCAUGUAAAAUACAUCUCCAAACUCUCCCUGAUUUGUUCUACCAAUGUGAACAUUCCCCAUGCAUCAGGAGCAAAGGGAAAUACCUGCAGUGCAACUUGGAAAGGAGCAUUUAAAAUUUUUUUUCCUUCCAAUUUCUAUUUUCCCCAUUCUCCCCUCUCUCCUCCUGUAUUACUAUAUGAGUAAAAAAGUCUCCUCUUCCUACGUACUGUUGUUUAAUCUACAAACUGAUUCUUCUGAGCUAUGAAUAUGAAUGGAAAAAAAAGGGGAACACCCUCCAAAAUGCUUUCUGGAGAUGAGCAACUGCUCAAAUACUUGGUGCAGCUGCCUGUUUUUUGGGUUUUUUUUUCCUUCCCCAUUUGGCUCUUGACAUGCAAUUUUUUCUUCCCUACUUCUAAAUCUGCCUUUUACCUGAAGACUUCUCAGUUUCUGUGGCUUCACCAUAAGACUAGAAUUGAAUGCAUGAUGACAGUCCAGAAUAACUUAAAGUACUGUGAAUAGAUUUUAUUCUAUGUGGGAUCAAUCCACAGGGACAAUAGGAGUCUGUGGUGGAGACGAGCUGUGGUGUCCUGAAAGGAAAGGUGAAUUCUGCAUUAACUGUUCAGUAGGAGAUGCAGACGCUUAUUUCUUUCCUUUGAGUAGCUUGCAGGCUUGACAGCCAAUGGAUCGCAAAGUGCCCACUCCAGGUUGCUUUACUCUAGGAUCCCUCCUUCCAUCAGGGUGGUUUUGCCUCUGAAAGUGUAAACUUGUUUACCAGUAUACUUAAUGCAAGAAUGCUAGUCAUGUCAAAAUCUGAAUUUGUAGUUCUGUCACUGCCUGCAGUAAUAGUGUCAUGAAACAUUGUACUGAUUUUUUUUUUUUAAUCAUAGUGAUCUGGACAUAAAUUUGUAUUAUCUGGUGUGCAAGUCCUGGGCUGUUAGAGUUGUGUUGGGGGCAAUAGCUGUAUUUAUGAAAGCUCAGACACAAAAAUAUCUUUUUGGGAAGUACAUCUUACCCUAACUUAAACUAAUAGUGAUAUUUUAGAAUAUUUGUAUACAAAUAUCUUUGCAAGUGUAAGGUAAAUAUAAUUAAUAUAAUCUUGCUUAUAAAUUCAAGACAGCAAAAGUAUUGAAUAUAACUGGCAGUGAACCUUCAGAUUCAACAGUGACAAAAUUUUCUGUAGUUAGAUUGACAAAUGAUCUCAUCCAGUUCAGCUGGAGCGUCCUCUUUUCUGGGAGGUUCAAACCAAAAAACACCAGGAGAUUAUUUACUGAAGAACCAGUGUUAUAACUGCUUCUCUAUGUCACAUGUUAACAUUUCUAUAAAUACUUACCAGUCUCAAACUGUACCCUCAAAUGUGCAUUUCCUUGCUUCUCAGUUCCUUUAGUCCUCACCUAUGGUAAAGAAUAAUGUGCAAGUUUCUGGAGAAUUUUUGUUUUGUUUUAAAUUAAGAAAUUGUAAGUGAAAUAUUGCACUUUGUUGUUUCGCAGACUGCAGCAUAACAAGUCCAGAAGGAAAUGUAAAUUAAAUUUUUACUCUGUUUGAGAAAGAAACAUUCUGGUUUUAUGACCGUGUCAUGUAAAAUAGGAAUGUAACAAUGUUAAAUUUAAAAAUACACAAGUUUUUGUAGGCAUUGUGAUCUGCUUAUUAAAAGUAAGUGUUGUUCUCUUCCUUUCUGGCUAUAUAGUUGUAACCCACAGUUGUGCCUUAUUGUCAUGGUGAGACUGGAUAUUGUAUUAAUCAGUCCAUAAAUAAACUCUCUACUGUAAACACUA